Molecule: messenger RNA, 6022 nt
Organism: Mugil cephalus (flathead mullet)
Lineage: Eukaryota; Metazoa; Chordata; Actinopteri; Mugiliformes; Mugilidae
Gene: grb10b
Product: growth factor receptor-bound protein 10b
Exons: 18
Coding region: 677-2632 (651 amino acids)
Biological process (GO): negative regulation of insulin receptor signaling pathway; negative regulation of Wnt signaling pathway; insulin receptor signaling pathway
Molecular function (GO): insulin receptor binding
Source: RefSeq, a predicted model, not a curated record
CUUGCUCUCUCUCUGUGUUUCACGUAACUUGUUACAAACCUUGAUCGUUGCCCUGUCUUGAAGUGGCUCCAUCCUGUGCUCUGUUUCAUCCCGGGUGUUUUAUAACUGCACCAACUCAACUCAACUCGACUUUCUGGAAAGAGGGCUCCUCAGAUAAAAAAAGAGCGGAACCCUGUGAACACGCCUCCUCCUCCUCCUUCUCCUCGACCAUCUGAAAACAGCAUUAAUCAGGCCUCUCUCGCGUGGGCGUGGUCUGCCCUAAAGAGGAGGAGUUGUUAGCGCGCGUGUAUGUUUGUAUGAGUGUGUGUGCGCGUCCUCUCCGGACCGCAUGAGAUGAGCUGCCUGCAGUCUUUGCAGCCACUGUUUUCGCCUUCUCCUCCUCCUCCUCCUCCUUCUCCACCACCACCACCACCUCCUCCUCCUCCUCCUCGCCUCUGUCUGCCUGUCCAGUCCGGGAAUGUUGACCACCGUGGCCUGAUCCAGCGCGUUUCCGAGUGUCCCUUCAUCUCCACGCUUCCACUCUCCGUGUUGUGGCUGAGGGUCGUAGCCUGACUGCCUGUCUGCCUGGCUCUGGUCUAGUCUGAUCUGAUCUGUUUCUAAGGUUCUCCUCUGUCCAUCUUGUAUUGAAACCGAGCCAACCAGACAAAUUGCACAAAAGUGCUGAAAAGCGCAAAGCAUGGCUGUGGCUGGAUGUCCGGAUUAUUUCCUGCAUCAUCCAAAUUAUCAGGGGCCCUUUUCAAAGGCGGAGCAGUGCAACGUCACGAUUGGAUGCGGUUGGGUUGGCCGGUACAGAAGCGAGCAGGACAACAUAGACCGGUCCUCCAAUCACAGACAGGCUGACCUCAUUGGUCCGAGCUUCCAGCAAUCAGCCAAUCAGAGCUCUCCUAACAAUCAAGAGGAUGACGUUGACUUGGAGGCUCUGGUGAAUGAUAUGAACUCUUCGCUGGAGAGCCUUUACUCUUCCUGCAGUGGUCAGCAGACAGAGUCGACCCCGCUACUGCACAACGGACAGACCUCUUCCUCACACCACCACCACCACCACCACCAUCAUCACACACAACACGGCCAUCCGCGGCAUCCGGGCCAGCACUCACACGUGUUAAGCCACGUCUCCCCCGAGCCGCCUUCCUCCUCCUCCUCCUCGGCAGACUCACCCCAGUCUAGCCUCCGACGGUCACAGCCAAUGCACAUCCUCGCCGUCAGGAGGUUGCAGGAGGAGGAGCAGCAGCUGAGGACAUCGUCUCUCCCGGCCAUCCCCAACCCGUUCCCCGAGCUCUGCAGUCCGGCCAGCUCACCUGUCCUCAGUCCCGGUUCUCUACCUCCCGGAGAACCAUCUUCAGGCAAAUACAUUGUGAAGAUCUUCAGUGAAGACGGCAUGGGGAAAGUUGUGGAGAUCCCAGCUGACAUGACAGCCAGGGACCUGUGCCAGCUCCUGGUUUACAAAAGCCAUUGUGUGGAUGACAACAGUUGGGCACUUGUUGAGCACCACCCGCUACUAGGGCUAGAGCGCUGUCUAGAAGAUCACGAGCUGGUGGUUCAGGUCCAGGCCACUAUGAACAGCGACGGUAGAUUCCUCUUCAGGAAGAACUAUGCCAAAUAUGAAUUCUUCAGAAACCCCCUGACAUUUUUCCCAGAGCACAUGGUUGCGUGGUGCCAGGAAACCAACCAUACGAUUCCGCCAUCUCAGCUCCUUCAGAACUUCCUAGCCACCAGUAGCUGUCCAGAAAUCCAGGGGCAUCUGUAUAUGAAGGAGGUGGGAAGGAAGUCGUGGAAGAAAGUUUACAUGUUCCUGCGGCGCUCGGGACUCUACUGCUCCACAAAAGGAACCUCAAAGGAGCCCAGACAUCUACAGUUACUAGCAGACAUAGAAGACAGCAACAUCUUUACUGUCGUCACGGGCAAAAAGCAGCACAGUGCGCCCACGGAGUACGAGUUCUGCAUCAAGCCCAAUAAAGGCAGAGGGGAGAUGAAGGAGCUGAGGAUGCUGUGUGCUGAGGACGAACAGAGCAGAACCUGUUGGAUGACUGCCUUCAGACUCUUUAAGUAUGGGAUUAUAUUGUACCAGAACUAUAAGAUUCCCCAGCAAAGAAAAACCUUACUUUCACACUUCUCAGCUCCUGUGCGGAGCGUAUCGGAGAACUCCCUCGUGGCCAUGGAUUUCUCAGGGAGGAUAGGCAGGGUGAUUGACAACCCUGUAGAAGCUCAGAGCGCUGCCAUGGAGGAGGGACAUGCGUGGAGGAGGAGUCAACGAAUGAACAUAUUAGGUUCCCACAGUCCACUACACCACUCCUCACUAAGCUCAGUCAUCCACAUAGCUCAGCUGUGGUUCCACGGCAGGAUGACCAGAGAAGAGUCCCAUCGCAUUAUCCAUCAACAGGGACAGGUAGACGGGUUGUUUCUACUGAGAGUCAGCCAGAGUAACCCCAAGGCGUUUGUGCUCACAUUGUGCCAUCACCAGAAAAUCAAACAUUUCCAGAUACUACCGUGUGAAGAGGAUGGCCAAGUCUUCUUCAGCCUUGACGACGGCGCCACCAAAUUCACCGACCUGAUCCAGCUGGUGGAGUUCUACCAACUCAACAGAGGAGUGCUGCCUUGUAGACUCAAACACCCGUGCACCGUCGUGGCCUUAUGACGUCUUCUGCUCAUCUCACCCCGCGACCCCCAACACUUGACCUGACUCUGCCUAACGCAAACCAAACAAAGUGAACCCUUCCGCCGAUCGGUUCUUUUUGUUUGCGCCUCUGUAAGAAGAAGCUGGUGAAUUGAUUGGCGUCGUUGCUCGUUGUCCUGUUUCGUCGCGAGUCCGCUGGAGACUGCUGACCUGUUGGAUCCCUCUCGAUUUGCAUGGAGCUCUGAGGAGUCGGACGCACAACUCGCCCCUUGAGGCUCGAGAGGAGAGGAGAUGGAGGAGAUGAACACUGCCGUCUGCGUCAACGCUGGUGCAGGAUCUUCCACAAUGUUGCCACCGAUAAUAGGCACGGACCCCUUAAGGUAACAUCGCACAGCUCAAGGAUAUGACUGUAUUUCCCUUCAACUGGACAAUCAGCAGGAGAGCCCAAGCUUUCGUUUGGACCGCUCUGCUUUCAGCUGACGAACAGUGGUCUCGUUCAAACUUUUUAUCACACGUCCUCAAAGAAAACGCCGUAGCUAGAUAGAGAUCUUCCUGUCUCUUAGUUUUAUACUCAUUGAAGUGGGUGUGGCCUUUCACAGCGCAUGUCUUCUCCACUGGCGCGUCGCCACUGCCCUCUAGUGUCGUAGGCAUGCAUGGACAUGUCCGGGUGAAAACUUGGGAGACGCAGGAACGGAGCGGUUGAAACAGAGUAUUCCGUGGACAAUACAAGACAAAACAACUAUCUGCAUCAACCACAUCUGCAGUCUGUUUGCUCGUCUCUGAUCUCGCAGGGUUUCCUCCUUCGCGACGCAUCGAUUGCAGUUAUCUGUCGUUGGCAAUAUUCUCUUUAAUGAGUCUGCUUCCUGGAUAUUUGCAGCUCUUCGUCGUACAUAUAAGCUACUCGUCACGUAUUUCCCGGGCGACUGCCACAAAAACAAAAUUGCAUAUUAAGCGAAGCACGGUGUCAUUCAGGGUAAAGAAACAAGGACAAAAAAAAAAAGCUAGAACAAUUCAGCAUUUGUUGACUGUAAUGGCGAAAUGUAAUUCGGGUACAGAGGAGGUAUUUGCAGAUACAUGCAGCGGGAUUAUCCAUUUUACUUAAUUACAGUCCAAUGCAUAAUAAUGUGUACCGUGAGUACCUUAUUUUUCUGUCUGAUUCUCCUCCUCACAGCACAGGGAAGGAUAACCACUAGCAUUUCCUUCUAGAGUUGUAUCCAAAUAACUGUCGAAACAAGCGAAAACGAAAUCUAUAUUAUAAUUUAUCAAAGACGUUCAGCCCAGCGAUGCAGUGGAUCCAGUGGGGAACAUCAGCCCCUGAUCUUCAUGUAUUUUAUUAUAAUUACAUAGACCUCCUGCCUGUUGGAAGUCAGUGAGAUGCUGUCAAACAUACAUGUGUGGUUUAGUGUGCUAGACUCACUGUGCAUUACAUUCCAUAUAAUGUGGCCUUUUUCUGCCUGGAAGUACUUGUUAACAAACCGGAUCCAUUUUACAGUAACGCAUUGUCACCGUAUUGAAGCUAGCUACCGCUGCGGUACGGAUAACAUGUGUGUGAAGGAGAGAAGUUUGUGACACUAUUCUAAACAAGUGACACACGGAUCUCCUUCUUUUCAGUCGCAUUUUCACGAACCUGCUGUUGGAUUAAAUGAAAACGGGCGUCAAAAAACUGGAAAUCAUACUUUAAACAUGCCCGUUCGGAUUAUUUUUCCCUUCAUUUGGGUUUACUGACCCGUACGUGAUUAUUUGUCUUCGAGUGGCGAUAACGAGAUCAUCAGACUGAGAGCACAGGGAGUGCGUGUUGUGCUCAUUUUUUGUCCCAGACAGCAUGUUAGUAAUAAAAGUCUGAAUAUACCGUAGGGCACAUCUGCAGUGGAGCUCCUGUAAUUAACCACAGCGAGAGGACGGUGUCAGCGCUGUGUCUUUAGAUUGGUCAGUUUUCAUGUCGAAUUGAUGCUGUCGUCCUCUUACAUGUCUGACACGGUGGGAAAUUCUCAAAAAAAUUACUCAAAUUCUCAUAAGGAUGCUAAAAGCCAAUGCCAAUGAAAUAGGUUCAGGACCUCCCCUUGGUGAAACGUCUCCCCCGCACACGGCAGUUUUCGUUGUUGGUGUCUUUGCAUUUGUACAUCUGAAAUUUCUCAACAUGUGUUAGCCCAACGUUUGGUGGUAGCUUUGUUUAGGCUACCCGUCAUCCACAGCCAUUUUAAUUUACCGGGAGACUGUCUCACGGUUUAUUAAUUAUCUUGAGAUGCAGAAUAGCAGCACUACUAUUGACACUGUGCAUGGUCAGCAUUAUUUAUCAGAAAAAAAAAACAAAAAAACGAUGCAAUGACUCUUUUCUUUUGUUUGUUAUUUUUUUAAUUGUUGCAGCUAAAUGUAUUUAUUUAUCUGGAUGUGACUGAUUACUUGAAAAUUUUAGAUGUCUUCUUCUUCUUUUUUUUUUUUCCUCAGCGCUGUUCUGUACAGUUUUCUCUUGUCAUUACCAUGAAAUGAUUUGACCGGUGUGAUUAUUAUUAUAAUCAUUGUAAUGAGAUAGCCGCUAUUGAUGUUUAUCUUUUCUUUUUUUUUUUCUGUUUGUUUUGAUUAUUCAGAAAUAAUUUUGUCAUCAUCAACACUUGUUAUGAAGUGAUGUUUAAAGCACACUGGCAUCCGUAGUGUUAACGUUGUCAUUCCAAUAGAGGAUAAAAAAAAUAAGAAAAUACCAGGUUUUUCCCAAAGCAUUGGCCACUAAAUUGAUUAUUAACUUAAUUACUGCUCUGAUUUCUCAUAAAUUAGUUGGAAAAAAAGAAAGGAAAAAAAAAAACUAUAUCUAACCAUAAAUGCUAAUAAUUUUCUCAUCAUCGCCAGCUUGUGGUGACCUAAAAUAGGGAAACGCAAAGACAGGUUUCAGCUAUAAACCUGCAAAUGCUUUGGUCAAGUAAUCCUCUGCAUUCUCAUAAUUCGCUUCUUGAACAUCCUGUCUUGCAGACUCACAUAUAGAAAUUUAAAAUCUAAGAUAGACUCUUAGAUUCUAACAACAACAACAACAACAAAAACUAUCCUAAAGAUACAGUGAUGCAUUGUCUAAUUUAUACCCCUAAAACUGCAACAAGGAACUCAGAGCACCAUUGUUAAAGUACUUUUCAUUGCUUUAACCAAUGUGUUUCACCAACUGCAUGAAUGUGGAUCAGGAGUCUUAAGCUGCUGAGGCAUCACUGACAUGUUGUUCUGCACUCAAACUCCCCAUCUAACUUCUGUCUUUUUUUUUUCUUUUUUUUUUUGUCUUUUGUGAAAUGUAGUAACGUGUCACAUGAGAGACAGGUCAGGUAGCUUUGGAAGGUGGAGUUUUAUGUAUGCAUAUCAGCCGUUGCAGGAUUUAACUUUUAUUCUGUAAGCAAAAAAAAAAAGAAAAAAAAAUAGAAGAAAAAAAAAGAAAAA